AUGAGGACAGAGCCUAUGCAUUGGGCAAGGGCAUCUUUUCAGCUAGGCUCAAAUUGUGAGUCUGUCGACAAUAAUCUCUGUGAGUCAUUCAAUCACUCAAUAGUAGAUGCAAGGUUUUAUCCAAUAAUUUCCAUGCAAGAGAGAAUCAGGAAGAAGAUACUUGUUAGAGUGCAAGAACAAAGGGCAAAGAGUGAGAAGUGA
Triticum turgidum subsp. durum (durum wheat) is the source of this 201-nucleotide messenger RNA. NCBI's taxonomy places the organism in Eukaryota, Viridiplantae, Streptophyta, Magnoliopsida, Poales, Poaceae. The record is from the annotation of a GenBank genome assembly.